AUGCGCAAUGAGAAGCACGGCAUUCGAAUUCCUGGCACUCUUUUGGACGAGUUAAAACGGCAAGAUUACGGUGAAGAUGGACGGUUUAACACAGGGAAACGGAAACGGACGACACAGGUGGGAAGGAAAGAAAGACGAAAACAACAGCGUCGCGAGGUGAAGAAUAAGACUGCAGGAUCUGGAAGAAGUCGUGAAAAUGCGAAAAAUGCUGAAAAAAAGGUAGAAAAGCCGCCACAGAAGGGCAAGAAACCCUCCAAGAAGGCGGCUCGAAUUGAGAGUCGGGAAGAAGAAUCUCAGGACAGUCUUGAAGCGGGAGGAGAAGAGGUGGAUGCGGAAGGAGAAGAGGUGGAUGCGGAAGGUUCGGAGACACUGCCCUUUUCGUCUGACGAUGAGCUUUCUUCUGGCGAUUUUGACGAUUUUGAAGACGAGUUGGAAGAAUCGGAUGUUGGGAGUGGUGAUGAGAGUGCGGAAAACGAAGGACCUGACACGGAAAUGACAGCUGAGGAGACUAUGCGGGCUUUGAAACGAGCCAAACAGAAGAAAACUGCCGGUUUGCCAAAUCUCGACGUGGAUGAUGAAUCGACGACUGAAAUGACUGCUGAGGAAACAAUGCAGGCUUUGAAACGAGCUAAGCAAAAGAGGUCUGCCGAUUUGCCAGACCUCGACCUCGACAUGGACGACGAACUAACGACUGAAAUGACCGCUGAGGAAACAAUGCAGGCUUUGAAACGUGCCAAAGAAGCCAAGAAAACCGGUACAGCAAACUCUGAAGUCCGGGCCAAGACCAAGCCAAAAGACGUGGCUUCGAAACCCACAGAAGAUCGUAAGCAAAAACGUUCCAAGCACUCUUCCACCACCGAAGAAUCCACUGUGAAGCCAUCAUUAACACCAUCACAGCUCGCUCAAGCUGAAAAAGAUAAAUGGGACUACGACUACUACGCCCGUAAGCUGGGUUUGAAGGGCAAGAAAAAAACGCUCAAGGCCAGCAAUGAAUUUGAUGCCGUAGGCGGUUUGCUGGAAGGUCUUGAUUUCUUUGAAAAUUACAACAGUGAUGCCAGUGAUGAAUCUCCAGUCGAAGAAGAAAGUGAGGUCGGCUACGGCUCUCCAGACGAAUCAGAUAAUGUCUCAGAAAAAGGUUCCGAGAGUGGCCCGGAGAAUCCUUUCUCUUCUGAUGACGAAGUGUCCGAAGGCGAUUUCGAGGAGUUUGACGAGAACGAUCUGGACGAGCAGGAGUGGGCGGAGCUUCGUGAACUAGAAGGCGAGCCCUCGGAUCAAGAUGCACCUGCAAAAAGAGAAAACCCAUAUGUUGCACCCACGUCCGAGCCGGCUGCAUAUAUACCGCCUUCUCUGCGAAAAAAGAAUCUGUCUGCUGAGCCGUCUCAAGUUGUCGUUGAGCUCCGUAAGAAGGUCAAAUCCUCUCUCAACAAACUCUCGGAGUCGAACAUCACUGUCAUUGUCAGCGCACUAAAUGAACUUUACAAUUCUUACCCCAGACAACAUGUAAGCGAUGCGCUUGCCAACCAAAUCCUCGAAAUAGUAUGCCACCGAGAUAGGUUGUUAGACAGUCUCAUGAUCAAUUAUGCAGCUGUAGUGUUCAGCUUGUGGAAGCUAAGAGGAACGGAGGUAGGUGCUUCAUUUUUGCAAACGUGGGUAGAGAAACUACUAGAAAGUUUCCGCCAGGGUCAAGCAGAGUUCGAGCGAUUGAAUAGCGAAAAUGAUGACGAGUCUGCGGUGGUCAUGUCCAAGGAGUGUACAAAUCUUAUUUCCUUCCUCUCCUACUGUUACAACUUUGGUAUGGUGUCAUCCAGGCUUAUCUACGAUGUGAUCGAGCUGUUGAUCAAGACGCCUAAUGAAUUCACCUCUGAUCUUCUGCUAAGAAUAAUCUCGAUAUCGGGUCAACUAAUUCGUGGCGAUGAUCCAAAGGCUCUCAAGGAAAUCAUAUCAGAACUUUUGACCAACGUCAAAAAUGUCAAACAGUCCACGAGGAUGAAGUUUUUACUCGAGGUAAUGUCAGACCUGAAAAACAACAGAUUGAAACCUUCGCUACUGGCAACUAGUCAUUCAGGAGUCAAGAAAAGCAUUUCCAAAUUGACCAGUGGUACAGCCUCUUCUUCUACCGAACCACUUCAAGUGACACUUGAUGAUAUCGAAAAUAUCGAUACCAAAGGGAAAUGGUGGCUCGUCGGAGCGUCUUGGAAGGGCAACCAGGAAUCCGCUUUCGAGCAUAAGAAGAGCCAAGACAUUACUGAAAAGUCUAACAGCAGGCUUGUCAUCGAAGAUAAUAUUCUUGAUGACAUUCCCGACUGGAGCGAGAUAGCAAGGGCGCAAAGGAUGAAUACAGAGGUUAGAAGAGCUCUUUUCGUCAGUGUCAUGUCUGCGCAAGAUUUUAUGGAUGCGUUCGCAAGAAUUGACAAGUUGAAUCUGAAGAACAAACAGAGUUUGGAGAUACCAAGAGUAUUAUUGCAUUGUCUGGCUAUGGAGGGCGCUAAAGAAUCUUAUAACCCGUUCUAUGCGCUCUUAGGUGUUAAACUAAGUCAACAAAGUCAUCAUGUUGCCAAAGCGUUCCAGUUUAUGUUUUGGGACAUGGUCAAGAAAUUCGAGCAAGACGACUCGGACAUGGAAAGCGCGGCCGAUGAAGAUGACUCAAAUGAAGAUGAAAAGUUGAAGAAGGCCUUAUGUCAGGGUAGAUUUUUCGGGUCCCUUCUAGCACAGGAGGUCUUAAGACUCGACAUUUUCAAGCACGUUCCACUCAUGGGCGGCCUCAAUGGAGACGGCACACUGUUCAUUGAAGUUAUGGUAUUUCAAUUUUUACUCUCUAUCGCCAAAAAGUGUGAAGUUAAGAAGAAGGCUGGAGGUGUAAGGAACAUUAGCUACGAUCCCGCCCCAUUUGAAAAGCUGGCUGAACACAGCAAUAGCUUUGAAAAUAGCGGUUCAGUUUUCGCUGCUUUGAGGAUGUUUUUGAAGAAAAGAUUCAGAUAUCGAGCAUUCAUCACAGAGCAAGAGGGCACAAAAGAAUUUGAAAGGCAGAUUAGAAGAUUGGAAUGGGCUUUGCCUGAGUUCUUAAGUCUAUUAAAAGUGGGUUUAAAAUCUCAGGAGUUGUAG
Lachancea sp. 'fantastica' is the source of this 3102-nucleotide messenger RNA. The record is from the annotation of a GenBank genome assembly. Lineage: Eukaryota; Fungi; Ascomycota; Saccharomycetes; Saccharomycetales; Saccharomycetaceae.